Molecule: messenger RNA, 1254 nt
Organism: Thamnophis sirtalis
Lineage: Eukaryota; Metazoa; Chordata; Lepidosauria; Squamata; Natricidae
Source: RefSeq, a predicted model, not a curated record
CAUUCCUUCUGAAAUGAUUGCUCAACCAGGCCCAGAGAAAGAAAAUGCACGGACUGUGGUCAGAACUGUAACUUUAUCUUCGAGGCAAGGUGAAGAGCCUCGGAUUCGAUUAACACUUUCAGAGAGAUUGGGAAAAAGGAAGUCUCCCAUGGUCACUGAGACUGGAAUUCCAUUAAAGCGCAGCCUUGCUGAUAGACUGGGGAAAAAAAUUGAUUCACUUGAAAGUACAGAAAAAACACAAAAAAGAGUUCCCAGGUUUCUUAAAGAAAGACUGGGAUUAGCAUCUGAGCAAAGCAGUAUGGAAACAGAGUCUGCUGCCAAACCAACUAAUGAAAUCUAUGUUAAAACACUUGAAGAAAUUCGCUUGGAGAAAGCUAGCCAAAAAAAGGGAGAAAUUCACCCCAAACCCAAAGUUGAAGUGGCUUGUAUAACAAAUCCCAAUCCAGUGUCAAAACCUCCUUCAGUAUGGAUCAAAACCUUUUCUGAAGUCUUGGCUGAGAAAAAACAAAGGCAAAUGGAAGAGGAGCGAAUAAAAACUGAAAAAGAGGCUGUUUCCAAACCAAAGCAUGAGUGUGAACCUCAGAAAGAAGGGUUUCUGGGUACAGCUGUAUCUAAAAGAAGAAAAAUGGAAGAGUCUUCUGUCAAAACCAAGGACUUUAUGGAAGUUCACAUCAAAACUCUGGAGGAAAUCAAGCAGGAGAAAGCUCUCCGCAUGCAGCAAGAUUUGGAGAGCACAUCAAAGACCCAGAUACAAUCUGAACGGACUAUAACUGGGAGGAGGAUGUUGUAUGUUACAAAGCUGACAGCUCCUGAAAAGGAAGAAAAAACUCUGGUAUUGAGGUCUUCUCCAAGAAUUUCUGUAGGAAACAUUGCUGCAAAGCCUUUGAAUGAUAGUGUGAGUAAUUCACAUUCUAAAGUCUAUGUGAAGAGCUUAGAAGAAAUAAGGAAGGAGAAGCAACGAUUAAAGCAGCAGCAACAAGAGGAAAAAUCCCAGGAACUACAAGUAACUGUGCCUCUUGCUGGGGAAGAAAUAGCAGAAGGAAAAAUGCCAGAAGUGACCACAAAUUCUGAAUCUUCAGUGACUAUGGGGAAAACACGUCCGCUUUCCAAAAGAUUGUUGAUGAGAUCUCAGGAGGGAACAUCAGAAGACCUGAAACUUUGCCCUCAGGCUGUAGAACCAAGAACGAAGGGUAAAGUUCUCUUUCUAGAAUACUUCCUUGUUUUUAAAUAGAAAAUAUUUCUAAUCUGCAAGUU